CUCUUUGGCGCUCUCUCUCUUACAACUCACUCGCGCUCUCUUUUUUUUCCAUCUCACUCUCUUGUGUCUCGUGCUUUGCCAGUUUGUUUUUUAAGUGUUCGCCGCGUUGUGUGAGUGCCACUGUGUGUGUGUGUGUGCGUGUGUGUGUGUAUUGUGUGAUAUUCAGCGUGUGUGUGUGUGCGUGUCCAAGCUUAGUCGUCGUUGGCUAUGUUAGCGGGCGGGGGCAUAAAAGUGCUAUUGCAAGCUGCCAAAUUUAUUGAGCAGCGCGAUAAAAACCAUCAACCAUCCCCCCCGCAAUCAUCGUUGAUAUUGCCGCAGCAGCAGCAGCUACAACAACAUCCGUUGCCGUUGCAGUUCUUCAAUGGCAACGGUAACAGCAAUAACAACAAUAACAACAACAACAACAACAACAGCACAAGCCAAUACAAUAGAAACACUGCAGCAGCAGCAGCAACAACAAUAUCAACAACAGCUGCUGCUGCUGCUGCAACAACGCAACCCGCGGCAAAUGGCUUAAGCAACGGCAAUAUUAUUGGAGCAGCAGCAGCAGCAGCAACAACAGCAACAACAACAUUACCUGCAUUGUAUACCAACGGCGGCAGCAGCAGCAGCAACAAUGUGCGCAGUCAAUUAUUAGCUGCUCAGAUGCAGCAACAACAGCAACAACACCACCAUUUGGAUUAUGAGUUUGUUGUUGGCGGCAACAACGGCGCCGGCGUCGUUGCAGCAUCAUCGUCAGCGUCAUCAUCAACAACAGCAUCAUCCUCAUCCCCGUCCCCACCAAUAAUAAACAACUCCGCGACGACCAUCAGCUGCAUCAAUGGACAAUUGGAGGCGGUAAUUUCUUCAUCGCGCCACAGUGAAGGUCGCAAUGCCAUAAUAUCGGAGGAUGAAAAUUCCUCAUCAAAUUCAAUCUACACGCAAGCAAAACAAGAGCAACAACAAGUGGUAGCAGCAACAGGCAACAGCAAUGGCAAUGGCAGUGGCAGUGGCAAUGGCAGAGUGGCAACAACAACAACAACAAAACUAACUGGUGCCUCUACGAACAACAACAAUGGCAGCAGCACCUCCCCAUCAUCUUCUUCUGUGUCACCAGCAUCGUCAGCAGCUGCUGCGGCAUUUAUGCUACUUGCAACAGCGCCCACAGCCAACAACAACAACAACAACAUUAGUAGUUCUUCUGUUGGGGACAACAACAACAUCAACCUAUUGAAACAUAAGAUAAUUGGCAACAAUUUGGGUUCCGAGUUACCUCGCAAAUGUUUUGUUUAUUCAUCUCCUGCUGCUGCCGCCGCCGCCGCUGCUGCUGGUGGUAAUACUACUGCUGCUGCUGUUGCUGCUGCUACAAUCAACAAUAGCAGUAUCUUUUCACUCACGCCACCCACGACUACAGCCUAUAAAAUCUCCAGCGAAACCACAAAAUCACUAGUGCCACUCACCCCACCGCCCAUGAGUAGCCGCAAAGUGAUCGAUACUCAUUCAAGAAUUCGCUCCAAUUCAUUAUCCUCCCAUAAACUUUCAGCGCAAUCGCAACAGAUAAGUGGCCUAAUUAUUGGUAAUGCCGUCGAUGCCCAUAUGAGCUAUGUGGGUGGUAUACGAGGUGGACAAGGUGGUGGUGGAGGAGGAGCUGCCACAUUAACGCCAUCCACAUUCAAUGGCGCCUCAUAUAGACAACUGAUCAAUGGCCAAUCACAGGGGGCGACAACAGCAUCAGCAUCAGCAUCCUCAUCAUUAUCAUCGAUUGUUGUAGCGUCUGGAGCGGCAGCAAUUUCCAAUGUGUCGUCAUCGGCUCCAGUAACAGGAUCUCAAUUGGCAGCAGCCGCUGGUGCUGGUGGACGCAGGCGAACGAUUAGUUCGAACAGUAAUGGGGCGGGCACUCGGGAGGUACACAAUAAACUGGAAAAGAAUCGUCGUGCCCAUCUUAAGGAAUGCUAUGACAAAUUAAAGAAUGAGCUUCUCCUCAAAGACGAGGAUCGUAAAAAGAUCUCUAAUUUGGUAAUACUCGAGAAGGCAUACAAAAUCGUCAAGCAAUUGGAUCGUCAUGAACGCGAACAGGAUGUUGAAUUGGAGCGUCAGGCGAAAAAGAAAAUUGAAUUGCAAAAACGCUUGAAUAGCCUCAAAAGGGAUACGACGGAUCAGAGCAUUCCAAUAAAUGAUAAAGAUGUCAAUGAAGCCGUCUGCCUGGCAACUACAUCAACAGCAGUAGCUGGAGUUGCCGUAGUACGUCCCAUACUAUUCGAUGGCACCACAUCGCCCAUUAUUUGUGGUGCAACUGGGCUUGCAACCGCUGGGCCAACAACAACAGCGGCCAUGUCAUCUGUGAUACAAAAUAAAAUCAAUAACACCACCAACAACAACAACAACAACAACAACAACAUCAGCAACUCCAGCAGCAACAAGCAUCACAACAACAUGAGCAACAACAACAACAACAACAACACCACCACCAGCACCUCAAACACAACCUCAAGCAUAAGCAAUGCCCCUCCAAUUUCAAUACCAAAUACAACGACAGCAAUUACCGUUGCAUUGGGUUUGCUCAAGAAUAAUCAAAUUGCAGUGUUAUCGCCGACUAACUCGGCCAUUGCCGUUGCCCCUGUUGCUGUUGCUGCUGGUGCUGUUGCUGCUGUCAGCAGUCCAGCAGGCAGUCCCGCCAAUUUGCCACUGAUAACAACAACCACAACAACAACAACAGCAGGAGGUGGUGGUGCCAUUGCUGGUAUUACACGUGGCUCUCCCACCCCGUCAACACCAUCACCAUCGCCAAGCUCAUCAUCGAGCGGUGUCUCGUCGUCAGCCUCAUUUAUGGGCUCAUCAUCGUCGUCAUCAUCAUCCUCGUCAUCGUCAUCAUCAUCCUCGUCCUCCUCAUCAUCAUCAUCAUCAUCCUCAUCGUCGUCAUCAUCGACGUCAUCGUCAUCAUCCAAUACAUCGCCCAGCAGCAAUUCGACAACAAGUUUAUCCUCUACAGUGGUGGCAGGGGCAAUUGUCACACCAUCCUCAACAACAACAUUAUCAUCAUCGCCACCCAUGCAGACGCAAUCGCAGACGAUAACAACGACGCAUUUGCUUGACUCCCGACAUGGCCAAACUGCUGUCGGUCUCAAGAUUCAUGGCGCCGCCGGCGGCGCAGCUGCUGCAGCAUUAAAUGGCGGUGCCACCAUAAUGGCAACCACAGUGCCAGCAUCACCUGGAACUGCAAAUGGUUUUCAUCAAUCGGACAAGAAACGUAAUUAUAAACUCGAAUUCUUGAUGCGAAGCAGAACUACGGCACAGUGAAUGAAAAAUAAAGAAUGAAGGAUGAAGAAUAAAGGAUGAUGAUGAUAGUUAAAUGAGGCAAGAAGACAACCAACACACAACAACAACACAUUAAACAAUUGAUUUGUGUGCAACAGCUCCCACCUUACGACAACAACAACAACAACAACAA
This is a messenger RNA of Drosophila willistoni, 3427 nucleotides long. It is a transcript of the gene Mnt, whose product is annotated as serine-rich adhesin for platelets. The coding region runs from base 208 to 3276 and encodes 1022 amino acids. The transcript is spliced from 7 exons. Gene Ontology annotation, biological process: regulation of transcription by RNA polymerase II. The record is from RefSeq and is a predicted model, not a curated record. Gene Ontology annotation, molecular function: DNA-binding transcription factor activity, RNA polymerase II-specific; RNA polymerase II cis-regulatory region sequence-specific DNA binding; protein dimerization activity. NCBI's taxonomy places the organism in Eukaryota, Metazoa, Arthropoda, Insecta, Diptera, Drosophilidae.